GUACAUGCAGGGUUGUUAACUCUACGGAUUUUUCCGUAGAUCUACGGAUUUUCGAAAUUAUUUCGGAUUUUCAGAUAUCGACCACAUUUCUACGGAUUUUUCAGCUGCAGCCAUCAAAAAGCUAAAAUGAGGAUUUUUUUACUCUUAAGAUGUCAUUCUUCUUCUUUUUUGGUCUAUCAAGUACCAUUCUUCUUCUUUUUUGGUCUUUCAAGUGCCAUUCUUCUUCUUUUUUGGCCUAUCAAGUGUCAUUCUUCUUCUUUUUGGUCUGUCAAGUGUCAUUCUUCUUCUUUUUUUGGUCUGUCAAGUGCCAUUCUUCUUCUUUUUUUGCCUAUCAAGUGUCAUUCUUCUUCUUUUUGGUCUGUCAAGUGUCAUUCUUCUUCUUUUUUUGGUAUGUCAAGUGUCAUUCUUCUUCUUUUUUGUCUGUCAAGUGUCAUUCUUCUUCUUUUUUUGGUCUGCUAAGUGUCAUUUUCUGUCAGAUUUCUGCACUACGGAUUUCUACGGAUUUUUGAAGCGCUCUCUACAGAAAUAUUCAGUUGCGUUGUUAACAACCCUGUGUACAUGGUACAUAAUAAACAUAAAAUCAAGUGUAUCAAAAAUGGAAGUCAAAGAAGAAAUUACCGAGGAACAGUUUAAAAUAGAAAUAGAGUAUAAUGAUUUGGAUGGCGAUGGUUUUAAAUGUGAAGUUCAGGAGUCUAGUAGGGAAAGUACUCAUGGUCCAUAUGAUUCUGUAGACUUUGAAACAAAACCAUUUGAAGAAAACCAAAAAUCUGAAAAAGGUCAUCUACAAGAUGAAAGCAAAAUGGAGGUUGAGGAGAAACUCAUUAAAGAUUCAUCUCACGACGAAAAUGACACGAGUCGACACACGGAAGGAAAAACUUUAAAUAAACCUAUGACAGUUGUGACUGGAAAAAGACGUUAUAAAUGUGAAAUUUGUUUUAAGCAGUUUUCUCAUGCAGUUCAUUUGAAAAGACAUUUGAAUGUGCACGUUGGGGAAAAACCUCACAAGUGUGAAAUUUGUUUUAAACAGUUUGGUGAAGCAGGUACUUUAAAAAGACAUUUGAGAGUGCACACUGGGGAAAAACCUUACAAGUGCGAGAUUUGUUUUAAGCAGUUUUCUCAUAGAUUUUAUUUGAAAAAUCAUUUAAGAACACACACUGGAGAAAAACCUUACAAGUGUGAGAUUUGCUUUAAACAGUUUAGUGCAGCAGGUACUUUAGAAGCACAUUUAAGAACGCACACUGGAGAGAAACCUUAUAAGUGUGAAAUUUGUUUUAAGCAGUUUGCUCAAGCAUUUGGUUUGAAAAGUCAUUUGAGAGUGCACACUGGGGAAAAACCUUACAAGUGCCAGAUUUGUUUUAACCAAUUUGCCACAGCAAGUUGUUUGAAAAGUCAUUUAAGAACUCACACUGGAGAAAAGCCUUUCAAGUGUGAGAUUUGUUUUAAUCAGUUUAACCAAAAAAGCACUUUGAGAAUACAUUUGAGACAGCACACUGGAGAAAAACCAUACAAGUGCGAAACUUGUUUGAAGCAAUUCAGAGAACUAGGCACUUUCAGAAAUCAUUUAAAAACACACACUGGAGAGAAACCUUACCAGUGUAAAAUUUGUUUUAAGCCGUUUGCUCGAACAGAUUAUUUGAAAACACAUUUGAGUGUGCACACUGGGGAAAGGGAAAAACGUUAUAAGUGUGAAAUUUGUUUUAAGCGGUUUAUUUAUGCAAGGAAUUUGAAAACACAUUUGAGAGUGCACGCUGGGGAAAAACCUCACAAGUGCGAGAUUUGUUUUAAGCAAUUUACUGAAGCAGGUACUUUGAAAAGUCAUUUAAAAAUUCACACUGGAGAAAAACCUUACAAGUGUGAGAUCUGUUUUAGGCGAUUUGGUGAUGCAGCUAGUUUGAAAAGACAUUUGAGAGUACACACUGGAGAACAACCUCACAGGUGUGAAAUUUGUUUUAAACAAUUUAGUCAUAAAAGUUCCUUGAAAACACAUUCGCGAGUGCACACUGGGGAAAAACCUCACAAGUGUGAGAUUUGUUUUAAGCAUUUUUCUCAGGUAGCACAUUUGAACAAUCAUUUAAGAACGCACACCGGAGAAAAACCGUACAAGUGUGAGAUUUGUCUUAGGCAAUUUAGUUUAGCCAGUAGUUUGAAAAGACAUUUAAGACAGCACACUGGCGAAAAACCUCACAUGUGUGAAAUUUGUUUUAAGCAAUUUAAUCUUAAAACUUCCUUGAAAACUCAUUUGCAAGUGCACACUGGGGAAAAAUCUGUUAAGUGCGAUAUUUGUUUUAAGCAAUUUACUACAGCAAGUUAUUUGAAAAGACAUUUAAGAAUUCACACUAGAGAAAUGCCUUACAAGUGUGAGAUUUGUUUUAAGCAGUUUACUAAAACAAAUGAUUUGAAAAAACAUUUGAGAGUGCACACUGGAGAGAAACCAUAAAAGUUGUUUUAAGCAGAUUACUUGUGCAAGUUUUUGAAAAGGCAUUUGAAUGUGCACGCUGGGGAAAACGUGUGAAAUUUGAUUUAAGCAGUUUUCUCACAAAUGUUUUUUGAAAAUAUGUUGAGAGUACCUAUAUUCAUUUAUUUGUUAAGAGCACACAGUGGCGAUCAACAGGUAGCAACAAACGCGGUCCAAGAUUGCGGCUCGUAAUUUUGAAUAUUUUGUCGAAAUAUUUGGCACACAUAUGUAUUCGUAAUAUAAUAAAGAAUGGCGGUACAGAGCCCAAUUUCAGAAAUAUGUUAGUAUGUGGAAAUUACUCUAUAACUAAAUAAAAUAUUACAAAAAGAAGCCUGUACCGCCAUUAAGAAAGACAAAAAAAUACACUUUCUUCAAAUAAACUUUUUUAUCCCGUGCCUAGAUUUUGUGUCACAUUGGAUCUACUAAAAAUCGAUUUUUUUAUAACAAGAAAUCGAACGUCACUGACUUAACAACAUUUGGCGCCCAUGUGUAAAAAAUUAUUGUUUUUGAUAGUAUAAACGUCACUGUCAGUGUCGAAUUACCGACGCACUGUUUUAUCACUUUUUAAAGUUCGCAGAACUUUCGCAAUCUUUGACCGCGUUUGUUGCUACCUGUUGUCGCUACUGUGUGCUCUUAAGCUUAACAGGCCUUGUAAGCAUAGGGUUAAAAUGUGUACAUUUCUAAUUACAUUUUGUUUUAAUCUUAAA
Diabrotica virgifera virgifera (western corn rootworm) is the source of this 3162-nucleotide messenger RNA. Its product is annotated as zinc finger protein 227-like. Gene Ontology annotation, biological process: regulation of transcription by RNA polymerase II. The transcript is spliced from 2 exons. NCBI's taxonomy places the organism in Eukaryota, Metazoa, Arthropoda, Insecta, Coleoptera, Chrysomelidae. The record is from RefSeq and is a predicted model, not a curated record. The coding region runs from base 596 to 2437 and encodes 613 amino acids. Gene Ontology annotation, molecular function: RNA polymerase II cis-regulatory region sequence-specific DNA binding; DNA-binding transcription activator activity, RNA polymerase II-specific. Gene Ontology annotation, cellular component: nucleus.